AUGCUCCAGCCGGGAUGUUGGGGUCCUGACUGCUUCUUUAACGGCAACCGCAUCAACACCAACGCGAAGAAGGGAAAAUGCACUGCUACAUCCGGGUAUAUCGCCGAUGCGGAGGUAGCUGAAAUUUUGCAAGACCCGAAACGUGUUGUGCGGAGCUUCGUGGAUAAGGAUAGCGACAGUGACAUCCUAGUUUAUGACACAAAUCAAUGGGUGGGCUACAUGAGUAAUACCACUAAACACGCACGCGCAGCCCUCUACGCAUCAUGGGGCUUGGGGGGCACGACAGACUGGGCUACCGACUUGCAGAAAUUCAACCCGGUUCCCGCACCGGCAAAAGACUGGGAGACCUUCAAGCGAUUGAUCGAACUUGGGGAGAACCCCAAGCUUGAUCACACUCGGGAUCCAAGCUGGGUUCAGUUUGAUUGCAGCAAUGAUAUCACCAGGUCGAAAAUUGGUUAUCCUCCCAGCGUGAGAUGGAAGGCGCUCAACUCAGAUGCUGCUUGGGAAGAUAUCAUUAGAAUUUGGAAGAAUGUCCGAGAUGACAAUCAAGGAGACACCUUCGCACCGUCAUUUCUCACCUCAAUUACCGAGACGAUGGGUUUUGCAACACCCAGAUGCGAUAGUGUCCUCGAUUGCGGAUGUGACAGGCGAUAUGAGUGCCCGAAUAAAGCAAACAACCCCGAGUCUGGUCCAGCUGCUGAAUUUAUUAUGAACUCUCUUGUGGAGAUCCACAGAAUGUACCAUGACUACUAUCGCGCUCUUACGGACGAGAUGGCGAUCAUAAACACGGCACUUGACGACAUGGAGAACACCUUUGCUCCUGUCCCUGAGCCUGACGAUAAGUCUCUGGUAAACCUACUCGUCGAUCUCCUGACGUUGGGGACUCUUUCGAUUGGUGCAGGGUGGUUCAAUACGGUUCUCAAGCAGACUGCAUAUUUUAGAAGUCGCGGUAGUGAUGUUUUCGACAACAUCAAGGACGUCACGCAGAUCUUGAUAGGUCAGGGCACAACGAUUGCCAAGGAUGUAUUGCCUGACAAGGAAAAGAAAUGGUCACAAGAGGGAAAAGACAAGUUCACACACUACUUGGGGGAUGUUGUAGAUGGAUGGCUCAAGAUUGUAAACAUGACCCUUGUCAAAAUUUUUGACGGCAGUGACUCAUCCAUCGACUUACUUUGGAAAGCUAUGUCCGACGGCAAGCUCAUUGAAGGCAAAGUUCUGAGCCAAUCCACACUAUCGGAUGGCGACCGCGUGAAGACUUUACGCGACUUAACUCAAGCAACAGUAUUUGCCUUCGGGAUACCAGCGCUUUGGCGUUACUCCGGCAACUACGCUUUUGUGAUGGACUCAGGGCUCAAGUGCUCGGAUAGCACUGCUCCGUUAUCACAGUACUUGGAAGAUGACGUGAUAAAGAAAACGAGCGCUUGUAUAGAAAAUAAACAGUAUUACCUCGUUUAUCCUCGGCAAAAGCCCACAAGACGUUGUUGGUGCACGAAUCUCGACGAGUUGCGUGGGUUAUGUCUGCAUGAGGAGUGUCGCUCUUUCCCCUUUGCAGGACCACCUGGGCUGGACGAACUCGAUGGCGAGAAAUGGGCAGGACUCCGCUUGGAAGAUUUUAUCAAGGGUGCCCUCAAGACGUGGGAGAUGAAUGGUUGGAAGAAUGACGCUCGGCUUCCGGACCCUAACGAUGAAGAGGACAUCAAGAAGCUGAUGAGAGGAGACGUGAAAGAGUCUGGUCUUAUCAGGCUCCCAGUUUGCAGUCCGGAGCGUGCCUAUCAAUCGUGGGACACCAGCAAGAAAGGGUCCACGCGCAACUACCCCUGCGAUAUCCCGCCCGGUCUGAGCUUUUGUGGUAUUUCAACGUUCGUGGACCAAACAAGUGGCGCAUCACCCAGUGUCAAGGACUGUGAGCAGAUUAUUCGCAACAUCGAGGGUGAUGGGAAGACAUCAUGGCGAUCCCCGGUGGUAUUCGGCAAACCGCACCGCACAAUCGCCAAAUUUGGGGGCUGUAGUUUUGGCGUCGAAGCGACUAAUGAAAAUGGCAAUAUCUUCUUCGAUGUUGGGGGGCAAGAUGUCAUAGAUCUCAUCAACGAUGCCGUCCAAAGGUUUGGAAAGACCGGUAAGGUGGGUGCGCUAGGCUUCAUGAAGUGUAAGGGAAAUAUCAAAGACCAGGAGGUGAAGUGGGGCAUAUUUUGA
Thermochaetoides thermophila DSM 1495 is the source of this 2193-nucleotide messenger RNA. RefSeq names its product class V chitinase-like protein. The record is from RefSeq and is a predicted model, not a curated record. The transcript has a single exon. NCBI's taxonomy places the organism in Eukaryota, Fungi, Ascomycota, Sordariomycetes, Sordariales, Chaetomiaceae. The coding region runs from base 1 to 2193 and encodes 730 amino acids.